CGCAGCGCCGGCAUGGCCUGGGCGCUGAAGCUGCCUCUGGCUGACGAAGUGAUCGAGUCCGGGCUGGUGCAGGACUUCGACGCCAGCCUCUCGGGCAUCGGCCAGGAGCUGGGCGCCGGAGCCUACAGCAUGAGCGAUGUGCUGGCCCUGCCCAUCUUCAAGCAGGAGGAGGCCUCGCUGCCGGCCGAGCCCGAGGCCAAGCUGCUGCCCUUCCAGUACGUGCUCUGCGCUGCCACCUCCCCGGCCGUCAAGCUGCACGAGGAGACCCUCACCUAUCUCAACCAGGGGCAGUCGUACGAGAUCCGGAUGCUGGACAACCGGAAGCUGGGAGAGCUGCCGGAGCUCAAUGGGAAGCUGGUGAAGAGCAUCUUCCGGGUGGUGUUCCACGACCGGCGGCUGCAGUACACUGAGCACCAGCAGCUGGAGGGCUGGCGCUGGAGCCGCCCCGGGGACAGGAUCCUCGACAUCGACAUCCCCAUGUCCGUGGGCAUCAUCGACCCCCGAGCCAACCCCACCCAGCUCAACACAGUGGAGUUCCUCUGGGACCCCUCCAAGAGGACUUCUGUCUUCAUCCAGGUGCACUGCAUCAGCACGGAGUUCACGCCGCGCAAGCACGGCGGCGAGAAGGGCGUGCCCUUCCGCGUGCAGAUCGACACCUUCCGGCAGAGCGCCGGCGGCCACUACGCCGAGCACCUGCACUCCGCCAGCUGCCAGAUCAAGGUCUUCAAGCCCAAGGGAGCUGACAGGAAGCAGAAGACAGACAGAGAGAAGAUGGAGAAGAGAACUCCCCACGAGAAGGAGAAGUACCAACCCUCCUAUGAGACCACCAUCCUCACUGAGUGCUCUCCCUGGCCUGACAUCAGCUAUGUCAGCAGCUCUCCAUCCCCAGGCUUCAGCAGCUCCCACAGCAGCUUCUCACUGGGGGAAGGCAAUGGGUCUCCAAACCACCAGCCUGAGCCACCGCCCCCCAUGGCAGAGCACCUGCUGCCCACCAGCAGCCCCCAGGAGGCUCAGCAGUGGCUGCACCACCAUCGCUUCUCAGCCUUCUCUCGGCUGCUCAGGAACUUCUCAGGAGCAGACCUGCUGAGGCUGAGCAGGGAGGAUGUGAUCCAGAUCUGCGGCCCCGCAGAUGGCAUCCGGCUCUUCAACGCCCUCAAGGGCAGGGUGGUGAGGCCCAGGCUGACCAUCUACGUGUGCCAGGAGUCCCAGCAGCUGAGGCAGAAGCAGGAGGAGGCAGAGGGCAGCAGCUUCUUUGUGUACCACGCGCUGUACCUGGAGGAGCUGACGGCCCCGGAGCUGGCCGGGAAGCUGGCUCAGCUCUUCAGCAUCUCCUGCCGGCACAUCGGCCACCUCUACAGGCAGGGCCCCACCGGCAUCCACGUGCUGCUCACCGACGAGAUGAUUCGGAACUUCCAGGAUGAGUCCUGCUUCGUCCUGGACACCAUGAAAGCUGAAGCCGGAGACAGCUUCCACAUCCUGCUGAAGUAG
Dryobates pubescens (Downy woodpecker) is the source of this 1488-nucleotide messenger RNA. RefSeq names its product transcription factor CP2 (gene TFCP2). Gene Ontology annotation, biological process: positive regulation of transcription by RNA polymerase II. Bases 13 to 1488 code for a protein of 491 amino acids. The record is from RefSeq and is a predicted model, not a curated record. Gene Ontology annotation, cellular component: nucleus. Gene Ontology annotation, molecular function: DNA-binding transcription activator activity, RNA polymerase II-specific; RNA polymerase II cis-regulatory region sequence-specific DNA binding. The transcript has 15 exons. NCBI's taxonomy places the organism in Eukaryota, Metazoa, Chordata, Aves, Piciformes, Picidae.